AUGUCUUCUCCAGUUAUUGGUAUUUCAUUUGGUAACACUUCCUCUUCCAUUGCAUACAUCAAUCCAAAAAAUGAUGUUGAUGUUAUCGCAAACCCAGAUGGUGAACGUUCUAUCCCAUCUGUGUUGUCAUAUGUAGGGGAUGAUGAAUAUCACGGUGGUCAAGCUUUACAACAAUUGAUUAGAAACCCAAAGAACACUAUUAUCAACUUCCGUGACUUUAUUGGUUUACCAUACAGUCAAUGUGAUAUCACAAGAUGUGAAGAUGGUGCCCCAGCUGUUGAAGUUGAUGGUAAAGUUGGUUUUGUCAUUGCUAGAGGUGAAGGUAAAGAAGAAACUUUAACCGUUGACGAAGUUAUUUCUAGACAUUUGAAACAAUUGAAAUUAGCUGCUGAAGAUUAUAUUGGUACUACUAUCUCUCAAGCUGUUCUAGCUUUACCAACAAACUUCACUGCUGAACAGAAAACCGCUUUGGGUGUUGCUGCUGCUAACGUUGGUUUAGAAAUCGUCCAAUUCAUUAACGAACCUUCUGCUUCUUUGUUGGCUCAUGUCGAACAAUUCCCAUUCAAGGAUGACGUCAAUGUCGUUGUUGCUGACUUUGGUGGCUCAAGAUCCGAUGCCGCUGUUAUUGCUAUUCGUGGUGGUAUAUUCACUAUUUUAGCUACCGAGCAUGACACAACUUUAGGUGGUAAUGAUUUGGAUAACGAAUUGGUCGAAUAUUUUGUUAAAGAUUUCGAAAAGAAGAACAAAUCUAAUCCAAGAAAGAACACUAGAUCUAUGGCCAAAUUGAGAGCCAACGCUUCUGUUACUAAGAAAACCUUAUCUAACGCUACUUCCGCUACCAUCUCAAUUGACUCUUUGGCUGAUGGUUUUGAUUACCAUGCCUCUAUUAAUAGAAUGAGAUUCGAACUAGUUACAAACAAAGUUUUCGCUAGAUUUUCCUCUUUUAUCGAAAAGGUAAUUGCCAAGGCUGAAUUAGACCCAUUAGAUAUUAAUGCUGUCUUGUUAAGUGGUGGUGUUGCUUUCACCCCUAAGUUAUCUUCCAACUUGGAAUUCUUAUUCCCAGAGUCUGUUGAUGUAUUAGGUCCACAAAAUUCUGAAUCAUCCAACUAUCCAAAUGAACUAUCUGCUUCUGGUGCUGCUUUACAAGCUGGUCUGGUUACCAUUUAUGAUGAAGAUGAAAUGAAGGAAGCUUUACAACCAAUUGUCAUCAAUACUCCACACUUGCAAAGAGCUAUUGGUUUAGCUGGUGCCAACGGUGAAUUCUUACCAGUUCUAAUGGCUGAAACUUCUUACCCAGUUAAGAAAUCUAUUAAAUUAAAGGAAGCUUCUGGUGAUCUAUUGAUUAGUGUCCAUGAAGCUGAACAUCACAUUGAAGAAAAAACUUUGGAGCCAGCUCCAAAGCAAGAAGAUGAAGAAGACGAAGAUAGUGAAGAAUGGUCUGAUGAUGAACCAGAAGUCGUUAGAGAAAAACAUUACACUUUGAGUACUAAAUUGAUGGAAUUGGGUAUUAAAGGUGUUAAAAAGGGUGUUGAAGUCACUUUCCAAUUAAAUAAUGAUGCUAAGUUGAAGGUCAUCGUUAAAGACUUAAAGUCCGGUAACAUUGUCAAGGGCGAAUUAUAA
Vanderwaltozyma polyspora DSM 70294 is the source of this 1620-nucleotide messenger RNA. It is a transcript of the gene SSZ1, whose product is annotated as ribosome-associated complex protein SSZ1. NCBI's taxonomy places the organism in Eukaryota, Fungi, Ascomycota, Saccharomycetes, Saccharomycetales, Saccharomycetaceae. Gene Ontology annotation, cellular component: nucleus; cytosol. The record is from RefSeq and is a predicted model, not a curated record. Gene Ontology annotation, molecular function: ATP-dependent protein folding chaperone; ATP binding. The transcript has a single exon. Gene Ontology annotation, biological process: protein folding. Bases 1 to 1620 code for a protein of 539 amino acids.